AUGGAAGCAGUAGCAAAUUCGGCCGGCGACGGAGAUCCUGCCGGCAGUGAUCCGGCCGAUGAGCAGGGUAGAAGAAAUGUUAGGACUGUUGGUAGUCCUAAGGACAUAUGGCACAUACCUGCUGGAGAAAAGGUGGUGAUCGAGUUCAACACGUUGUGCCAACCAACCGGCCCGGGGGUCGAGAAAUUUAGAAGGAUUUGUGGGAAGAUCAUCAGAAAUGGUCGAUUUGUAAAGUUGCAUGGUAACUGGAGGAAAGUACCAUUGCAAGAGAAGGAAGAUAUGUGGAACACCCUAACGAAAAAAUUUCAUUUUGAGCCUGUCCACCUAGUUGAUCAAAUUAAGAAAUUAACAAUGAAGGACCUAGCAACGAAAAGAAGGCAAUACAGAUACGAGAUCAAGAGCGGUCUAAAUUUGAAACAGAGUGAUACCUUAGAGUCUGUGAUCACUAGGGCUUCGGCAGUGGCAGUCUUCGAUUCUGAAGACUUUGAAAUGCUUGAUACGUGGUUGUCUUCGGCUGACAUGGAGAGAGUGUUGAAGGCCAAGACAAGCCGUGCCCAAAAUGUAUUUCUUCACACUCUAGGAUCGAAGAGUAUCGCACAAGUUGCACGAGAAAUGGAGGAAGACAUGGGAGAAACACCGAACCGAGAUGAUAUGUUCAUUGUCUCGCAUACCAAGAAAGAUGGAAACCCUGUGAAUGAAGCGGCUGGGGAAGCUAUCGCGAAGAUGAGAGAGAUUAUCGAGAAUCAGUCGCCUACAGAACGAGUGUGUUCACAGGGGUCAGUCCGUUGGUCGCAGAAUGAUGCAUGUGCACAAGUGCUAGGACGAGAACAUUCCGGUCGUGUGCGUGGCUUGGGGCUAGGGCCAACUCCCAGGAAAUCAAGCUCUUACAGUACCUCCGGACAAGGAUCGAUCUCUAGUGCGCCUACUCCCAAAGAACUAGAGAUGGCUGCUGAGAUGGAACGUUUGAAGAAUUUGUACGAAACAACAAACAUCAAACUGCAAGAGCAAAACAACAAGUAUGAAGCGCAACAAGAAGAGCUGGCAGCCGUCAAACGUAUGGUCGCAAUGAUUAUGGAAGAGAAACAAUCAUCAAUGGGAAACAACCAAAAAGCCACCAUGGAAGCGGCGUCAGAUACCAUCGACGACAUUGAACCUGACAACAACCGGUCUGGUCUAAACACCGGUAUCCAGUCGCCAAAACUGGGGAUUGGAGACGGGAAGGACUGCCCAUAA
Molecule: messenger RNA, 1233 nt
Organism: Alnus glutinosa
Lineage: Eukaryota; Viridiplantae; Streptophyta; Magnoliopsida; Fagales; Betulaceae
Exons: 7
Coding region: 1-1233 (410 amino acids)
Source: RefSeq, a predicted model, not a curated record